ACCUUCACCUUGGGUCUUGGUGCGCAAGUCACCUUACCAGAAUUUACUCAAUAAUGUUUUCGCUAACACUGAGGCAGAUCUCUAGAAAUUCGUUUGUCGGAGCGAAUGUUUCUGCAUUCAAUGUCAGUAAAUACUCAACGGUACCUGAGGCCACCCUAGAUAUACAGAAGUGCACACUUCACAAACUAGAGCAUGGUCCCCCGACCCAGGCGACCGUUACCCGGGAGGAUGCAAUCCGAUUUUACCGGGACAUGAGGACAGUACGCCGGAUGGAGACGAUGGCCGGCAAUCUGUACAAAGCCAAACAAAUCCGAGGCUUCUGUCAUUUAUACUCUGGACAGGAAGCAUGUUGUGUUGGCAUGGAGGCCGCCAUUACCCGAGACGAUGCCGUCAUUACUGCAUAUCGCGCCCACGGCUGGACGUACGUCCGGGGCAUCAGCGUUCUCGGGGUCCUAGCGGAACUGACAGGCCGAGCAUCCGGUUGUGCUAAAGGGAAAGGGGGCUCUAUGCACAUGUACACCAAGAACUUCUAUGGAGGCAAUGGAAUUGUGGGGGCCCAGGUGCCCCUUGGAGCAGGCAUUGCGUUUGGGCUGAAAUACGAGAACAAGCCCAACAUCUGUGUGACCCUGUACGGUGACGGGGCUGCUAACCAGGGUCAGCUGUUCGAGGCCUACAACAUGGCUAAGCUGUGGAACCUGCCCUGUGUGUUUGUCUGUGAGAACAACGGCUACGGAAUGGGAACCAGCGUAGAGAGGGCAUCGGCCAGCACCGACUAUUACAGCCGCGGGGACUACAUACCAGGAAUGAGGAUUGAUGGUAUGGAUGUUCUGGCUGUCAGGGAAGCCACAAAAUUUGCCAGAGAGUACGCCCUGAACAAUGGACCCAUCCUUAUUGAGGCAGCUACCUACCGUUACCAUGGACACAGUAUGAGUGACCCAGGAACAAGCUAUCGAGCCCGGGAAGAGAUCAAGGAGAUGAGAGAGACCAGGGACCCAAUCACUGUCUUCAGGCGCAAGAUUUUGGAGUGCAAUCUGGUGACUCCCGAAGAGUUGAAGAAAGUAGAUAUAGAAGUUGACAAAGAGAUAGACAAGGCAGCUGACCAGGCCAAGAAAGACCCAGAAAUCCCCCUGGGGGAGCUGUACAACAAUAUCUACAUCCACCCUGACCCAGACUAUACCGUCCGGGGCUGUGACCCCAGCAUCAGGGUCAUUUCCCACUGAGGUCAGGGGGUCAGCGAGAGGUCACAUGGUCAAAGGGAAGAAAGAUCUAUAUAUAACCUAAUCAUCUGGUGUUGUGAUAGAGUUGACAGUGUCGGAAAAACAGAUUGUUGUUAUCUUUGUUUUGUUUUUGAAUCCAUAUUGGAAUGAUAAUACUCCAUUAUAGGAAGAGAUCUUUUAAUAUCAAUUAUAGAGGUUUUAUGAUGUCAAUAGUGAAUUUAAGAAUUAACAUAUCUCCACAUGACUAGCUCUAAACAGCAACUAUUACUGUGAAUAUUAACCGGUAGUGAAAAAUUUUGAAGCAUUUUAGUACAGUGAUAUUGUUCCAUUUGCUAGGAUUUUGUAGUCACUCAGUAACAGUUUUAAUUUAUACAAACAGUAACAUGAAUCAAUUAUUUGUGUAUGCUAUGUACAUGUACAUGUACUUUGCAUUGAUUUUAAUUAUUUGAAGUUAUUUCAUUCCUUCUGUCAUUAUAUUAUAAAGUAUUUAAAGGAAAUUAAAAUAUAAAAAAUCAAA
This is a messenger RNA of Magallana angulata, 1734 nucleotides long. RefSeq names its product pyruvate dehydrogenase E1 component subunit alpha, mitochondrial-like. Gene Ontology annotation, cellular component: intracellular membrane-bounded organelle. The transcript is spliced from 9 exons. Gene Ontology annotation, molecular function: pyruvate dehydrogenase (acetyl-transferring) activity. Gene Ontology annotation, biological process: pyruvate decarboxylation to acetyl-CoA. Bases 54 to 1220 code for a protein of 388 amino acids. Lineage: Eukaryota; Metazoa; Mollusca; Bivalvia; Ostreida; Ostreidae. The record is from RefSeq and is a predicted model, not a curated record.